This is a messenger RNA of Eubalaena glacialis (North Atlantic right whale), 1104 nucleotides long. RefSeq names its product zinc finger protein 557 (gene ZNF557). Lineage: Eukaryota; Metazoa; Chordata; Mammalia; Artiodactyla; Balaenidae. Gene Ontology annotation, biological process: regulation of DNA-templated transcription. The record is from RefSeq and is a predicted model, not a curated record.
AUGGGGCUGUCGACGAAAAUUCAAUUCACAAUCAAGGACUUUGUGACCUUCAAGGAUGUGGCCAUACAGUUUACCCAGGAAGAGUGGGCACUGUUGGACCCUUCUCACAGAACACUGUAUAGAGAUGUGGUGCUGGAGAACUGCAGGAACCUGGCAUCACUCGGAAAUCAAAUUGAUAAACCCAGUCUGAUCUCCAAGUUGGAGCAAGAAGAUAAAGUGAUGACAGAGGAGAGAGGAAUCCCCCCAGGCACCUGUCCAGAUUUGGAGGUUCUACUUAAAGCCAAAGGGUUAACUUCUAAGCAGCAUGUUUUUCGAAAAGAGCAAUCUAAAGGUAUAACAAUAGAGAAACGUCUUCUUGGAGUGAAACUCAAGGAAUGUAAUCAGUGUUUUAAAGUCUUCAGCAUAACAUCAAACCUUACUCAGCAGAAGAGAAUUCAUACUGGAGAAAAACCCUAUCAUUGUAAUCAAUGUGGCAAAUCCUUCAGCAGCAGAUCCUACCUCACUGUUCAUAAGAGAAUACAUAAUGGGGAAAAACCCUAUGGAUGCAAUGACUGUGGGAAAGCCUUCAGUACCCUCAGACUGCAUGUGAGAACUCACACUGGAGAAAAACCCUAUUCAUGUAACCAGUGUUUUCAUGUCUUCCACACCAGAUGUAUCCUCAAAAGGCACAAGAGAAUUCAUACAAGGGAGAAUCAUUAUGAAUGUAAUCAGUGUGGCAAGGCCUUCAGCAUGAGGUCCUCCCUUACUGGGUACAAUAGAAUCCAUACGGGGGAGAUUUAUGAAUGCAGUGAUUGUGGGAAAACCUUUAGGAAGAGCUCACAUCUGACGCAGCAUGUGAGAACUCAUACUGGAGAAAAACCCUGUGAAUGUAAUGAUUGUGGAAAAUCCUAAAGCAGUAGCUUUUCUCUUACAGUGCACAAGAGAACACAUAAAGAGAAACCCUAUAAAUGUAGUGACUGUGGGAAAGCCUUUAAUAAUCUCUCAUCUGUUAAGAAACACAUGAGAACUCACACUGGAGAAAAGCCCUAUGGGUGUAAUCAUUGUGGGAAAUCUUUCAGCAGUAACUCCUACCUUUCUGUGCACAAGAGAAUCCAUAAUAGGUAG